CGCCCCUCCCCACCUGGCUAUUUGGUUGGCCAGCGCGCUUGCCACUUACGUCAUUUACCCGCGCCACCCGGAAGCCGCGGUUCCUACCAAACGUUCUUAUUGCUGGCAGCCCAGAGGAGCCCAUCAUGGCGACGCCCCCUAAGCGGCGGGCUGUGGAGGCCACGGGGGAGAAAGUGCUGCGCUACGAGUCCUUCAUCAGUGAUGUGUUGCAGCGGGACUUGCGAAAGGUGCUGGACCAUCGAGACAAGGUAUAUGAGCAGCUGGCCAAAUACCUUCAACUGAGAAAUGUCAUUGAGCGACUCCAGGAAGCUAAGCACUCGGAGUUAUAUAUGCAGGUGGAUUUGGGCUGUAACUUCUUCGUUGACACAGUGGUCCCAGAUACUUCACGCAUCUAUGUGGCCCUGGGAUAUGGUUUUUUCCUGGAGUUGACACUGGCAGAAGCUCUCAAGUUCAUUGAUCGUAAGAGCUCUCUCCUCACAGAGCUCAGCAACAGCCUCACCAAGGACUCCAUGAAUAUCAAAGCCCAUAUCCACAUGUUGCUAGAGGGGCUUAGAGAACUACAAGGCCUGCAGAAUUUCCCAGAGAAGCCUCAUCAUUGACUUCUUCCCCCUAACCUCAUACAUUAAAGAGCCUGAAUGCCUUUGA
Molecule: messenger RNA, 645 nt
Organism: Sapajus apella (tufted capuchin)
Lineage: Eukaryota; Metazoa; Chordata; Mammalia; Primates; Cebidae
Gene: UXT
Product: ubiquitously expressed prefoldin like chaperone
Exons: 7
Coding region: 126-599 (157 amino acids)
Biological process (GO): negative regulation of transcription by RNA polymerase II
Molecular function (GO): transcription corepressor activity
Source: RefSeq, a predicted model, not a curated record